CUCCCAUUAAUCGUUUCACUCGGCAGCACUUCCGCAAACGACCAGCGUUUUGGCGUAGAAUGAUAGAGCACUCCUCUACCGCUGACGGCAUGGCUGUGAAAGCGAUUUUGUUUGAUUUGGACAACACGCUCAUUGAAACGAGUCGAGCAGGUGAAGUGGCGCUAAAAAAGACCAGUGAAUUUUUGAAGACCACGCUGGGCCUUGAUGACACCACCGUCUGCACCAUUUGUGACAAGUUCAAGCAGAAGCUGUUCCAUGAGAGUUUUGACUGCUCAGCUGGUCAAACCAUAGAUGAUGUCCGUGCGCAUCACUGGGAGGAAAGCAUCAAGGAGACUGUAGGGAAUUGCUCUACGCCUUCUUUGCCAGCUCAGUGUUAUAACAUGUGGAAAAGCAGUCGCCUGGAGCUUCUCACUCUGUCUCCUCAAGUAUGCAACCUCCUGAAACAGCUGCGCAGCAGAUACAAGCUGCUGCUGCUGACCAACGGCGUAGCCCAGACCCAGAGAGAGAAAGUGGCGACGGCUGGAUGUGAGGAGUUCUUCGAUGCCAUUGUGAUCGCAGGAGAACACAAAGAGCAGAAACCAUUCCCCUCCAUCUUCAGGUUGUGUUUCAGCAUGCUGGAGGUAGAGGCUCUGGACUGUGUGAUGGUGGGAGAUUCUCUGGACACAGACAUUCAGGGGGGCUUGAAUGCCGGAGUUCGGGCCACAGUUUGGAUUAAUAGUGCAGGGGGGGGCGCGUCAGAGAAGCCAGACUACACUAUCACUACUGUUCUGGAAUUACCAGAUAUUCUGGCACAGCUGCAAUAAGAACAACUGGUGAAGAGUGAAUGAGUUUUACUUGAGAUGUUGUGGGAAUUUUUACCUAUUGAUAUAAUUGAUUUAGAUAUGACUACUACUCCUAUUAGUUUUCCAGUGUUCAACGAGGUGCAUUUUAAUUUGAGGUUUCUGGUUGGGAUUUUAGACACCGUAAUUUUGAACAUAGAGUCUGUAAGAAAAUGUGUGUUGAAGCUUCACUAUUAUACACAUGAGGCAGUCAAAGUAAUUGCAUUUAGUUAAAACUCGAGUACAGUUAAGAUACUUGUACGAGAUUAUUAAGCAUGUUUUUGACAUUGGCACUGUUGGGUUCAAGGCAUUUCAGACUGAUGCCCUAUUGUAAUCACGUUAAAUUUUUCCAUAGCACAUGCAUUUCUGUAUUCAAUUCAGUAAUCACAUUAGUUAUAAUUUAUUCUUCAGUUACACAAAGUUACCUGCAUGAUGAAAUAAAAACACGUGUAUAUAAUCAGCUAAUUUCAGCUUGUGUGCUGGGAGGAGUUAAAUGGACUGAACUAAAGUGCUUUUAUAAAACUUGCCUCAUUCACCCAUUCAUACGAGCACUGUUUUUCUAUGCCUUACCUAUGUAAGUGCUUUCUAUCUAACAUUCACAGUGUCAUACACCGAUGGAUUGGCAACUUGGGGUUAGUAUCUUGCCCAAGGCGUGCAGACUGGAGCAGAUGGGGACUGAAUCACCAGCCGUCCUAUUACUAGGUUACCUGCUCUUUAGACUUUUGAAAAUUGGAGAACAUGGACAUUAUUUUUGUUUUAUUGCACAAAAGUACAAGAGUGUACAGGUAAAGUGCAAACUGUGUCCAGGACAGAAACAACUGCAUCAUACUGCUAAGACAACAUCGUCUCAUUGCGAGCAUCAGCACAUACAGCACGGCACGCCCACACAAACUAGCAUUCAGGAAGCCAAGCAGAUGUUAAAGCUGAGCAGCCAAAGCCUGCUCUUUAGUAGGUAACAAAGGCAGUAAUGAGCAGUCAGCAUUGUAUCCUCCAUUUCUACAGUAGAAUCACAGUGCUGACCCAUUCAAAGUCUUUUUGUUUAAACUUUGCUCUGCAGUCACACUUAAAACUAAAAUAAGAGAAUAUUUAUGUCCUCAAUAGGCUGGGAUUUGUGGGAGUGCAGCCUAAGGCUUGAUUUAGACUUCUGCUUUGUAGAGCCUACGACAUAAACUACGCAAGCGGCUGUCUUCAUUGCAAGCGUUUAUACUUGUGCCAGUGCAGUAUGUGUUAAUUACCAUGUGGUUAUGUUUUACAUGCUGUAUCAGUCAAGACACUGGGCCUUCUUUUCCUCCUGCAUCCAGCUCUUCAUUGUGGUGAUUCCAAUAGUUUGAGCAAUCUCCCUCCAGGAAUUUGCUGACAUUUGCUAGUCCUUAUAUUGAUGCUAUUAUUAUUUAUCCUUAUACUGAGACGAUUAUUCUCUUACUAAUAAAUCCAAAAACCUCAACAAAGCAGUAGCUGGAAAUGCACAAGAGGAAAUGACGUACUGAACUGGUCGACAGUGUUUGUCGACUACUUCGAGCCAACGUGUAUUUACAGGUUACACCAGUGGUCUCACUGAAGCAUAAAUUCCCAGUAAGGUUUAUAUAAGAGGCUGCUAAUGUAUUUAAUGUCAUGAAUGGGAUAACAAAUUACUUUCUCCAGUGAGUAAUGUAACGCAUUAC
This is a messenger RNA of Haplochromis burtoni (Burton's mouthbrooder), 2479 nucleotides long. Its product is annotated as N-acetylneuraminic acid phosphatase. The transcript is spliced from 2 exons. The record is from RefSeq and is a predicted model, not a curated record. Gene Ontology annotation, molecular function: hydrolase activity. NCBI's taxonomy places the organism in Eukaryota, Metazoa, Chordata, Actinopteri, Cichliformes, Cichlidae. Bases 60 to 803 code for a protein of 247 amino acids.